AUGGCCAUAAUAUUCUUUACAGCAUACGCCGCAAGUGUGAAUGUACCUGCUAUUUAUAAUUUCAGCUUAACCAGAGUUGCGGAAACUUUACGAAGAUCAAAAUUUAUUGAGUAUACUCACAUACCAAAGUGUGGAACAGUAUCACGAAAAAUUUGCGAUGAAGGACAGUUACCUUGUCUUCCUCUACCUCAACUUCGUAAGUGUGGUCAUUAUGGGGAACAUUGUGACUGGUUAGCAAAAUACAAGUGUGUAGGAAAGAAAGAGAAGAUUACUUUCUACACUCUUUUCAGGGAACCUGUAUCACGAGUCAGAUCGCACUACAACUACUUUUAUCCAGGUGCGUGCCGAAAUGGAAAACCGCUUGGACAACCCGCAGGUCAAUUCUGGACGAAGGGCAUGUGCGAAAAUGAAGACAAUUUCACCAAAUGGUUAUUGACACCUGAUAAUUGGGUUCACAACAGAAUGACUAGAAUGGUUCAUGGGAGAAUGAGUUCAGGAAAUCUUUGUAGAAUAACUCCCCGUCGAGAAAAAAUGUAUUGGGAGUCAGUAUUGAAAAGAUACAAAAGAAGGCAAGAAGUCUUUGGAGAAAUUCCUGAAGAAAUCAACAGUGCUCCGGAAAUUUUAAUGAAGGCGAAAUUUAAUCUGAUGAAGAACUUCGUACUUUGGGGAGAUACCUUUGAAAUCGAAAGGUUUUUCUGCAUUUUGAAGAACUUAGCAAAAAAUAAAGCAAAGAAAUUGAACCCAGCCAAAAUUACGAAACCUAGAAAGUCGCGUUCAAAAGUAGAGAGUCCAGAGGAGAAGUUACUGAAUGAUGAGAUAAUUUUUCAGAAAAAUGUCCUAGAUAAAGAAUUAUACGAUUGGGCCAUGAAUCCAUGGCAUGAUAUCAAAGUCAAAUACGCAAAUGUUUGUCCUUAG
Molecule: messenger RNA, 915 nt
Organism: Bathycoccus prasinos
Lineage: Eukaryota; Viridiplantae; Chlorophyta; Mamiellophyceae; Mamiellales; Bathycoccaceae
Exons: 2
Coding region: 1-915 (304 amino acids)
Source: RefSeq, a predicted model, not a curated record